Molecule: messenger RNA, 888 nt
Organism: Tribolium madens (black flour beetle)
Lineage: Eukaryota; Metazoa; Arthropoda; Insecta; Coleoptera; Tenebrionidae
Product: pathogenesis-related protein 5-like
Exons: 3
Coding region: 63-791 (242 amino acids)
Source: RefSeq, a predicted model, not a curated record
CUCGCCACCUCAUUCACUCACUCGRUAUCGAUAAAAGCAAACAGACCGCAGAAUUGAAAACCAUGUUUAUUAAAUUCCUUCUUAUAACCGCAUAUUUAAAACUUUGUUUUGGGGUGGAAUUCCAAAUCCUCAAUAGAGAGAGUGGCGACAUUUGGGUAGGAAUUCAAGGGAAUCCCGGCCASYCUCACCUCAGCGAAGGAGGUUUCGUUCUUCAGCCGGGCAAACGAGUUUCGGUUCACGCGGCGGCCAACUGGGCCGGUCGUUUCUGGGCAAGAACUUGGUGUAAUCCCAAUUCGAAUCACUGCGAUACAGGAGACUGCGGAAAUAAAUUAAAGUGUAACGGCGCAGGGGGUGUCCCUCCCGCUUCCCUGGCGGAAAUAACCCUUAAAGGCUGGGGAGGACUGGACUAUUACGAUGUCUCGUUAGUUGAUGGUUUUAAUAUCAUGGUGGCUAUCGAGCCGUUGGGAGGACAAGGAGAUGGUGGUCGAUACAGUUGCAAGAAAGCUGCUUGUCAAGUCAGACUGAAUGAUGCUUGUCCCGAAAAACUAAAAGUCCGAAAUGGAAACGGUGUUAUUGCUUGUAACUCAGCUUGUAAUGCMUUUAACACCGAUCAGUAUUGUUGUCGGGGAGCUUUUGGGACACCGCAAACGUGCAAAUCUUCAAGCUGGCCUGAAAAUUACCCGAAAUUUUUCAAAGAUAGGUGCCCAGAUGCGUAUAGUUAUGCUUAUGAUGAUCAUAAAAGUACUUUCACCUGCAAGGCUCCGGCUUAUUUAAUCACUUUCGGGGGUUAAAGAUUAAAAUUAACAUCAGAUAAAUGUUUCAGGAAUAUUGUGUUAAGACUGUAUGGUAUAAAAUUGAAAAAAUACAAUGAUUUAUUUUAUAAAUGUG